Molecule: messenger RNA, 2185 nt
Organism: Penaeus chinensis
Lineage: Eukaryota; Metazoa; Arthropoda; Malacostraca; Decapoda; Penaeidae
Exons: 8
Coding region: 35-1288 (417 amino acids)
Biological process (GO): oogenesis; negative regulation of translation
Cellular component (GO): perinuclear region of cytoplasm
Molecular function (GO): mRNA binding; zinc ion binding
Source: RefSeq, a predicted model, not a curated record
UGAGAGAUUAAGGAUUUUCUUUUUCGGGAUAUUAAUGAGUAAUUCCCAGAGAUUAAAAUUGCCUUUGAUGGAGAGCGAGGCCGAGAGAUUGAUCAUUGGUGUAAAUUACGCCGUAGAAAUGGAUAGAUAUCCCGGGUACAAGGGAGGUGGCUUAUGUUACCUGGAGCUGGACGAGCCUUUGGCGUGGUUGCCUGCUGAAGUAGCGCGCCUUAGUGCCCCCCGACAAGGUCUCAGCUAUGACUCCUUUGGAAAUGCAGGUGGAUUCUCUACUCACUACUCUCCAUGGGCUGAACAUAGCCAGGGAUCAUUGGAGAGAAACCUAACACAGAUCACUGAUGGUGAUCAUUGUUAUGGGCACUCCCUCUGCCCUCCAACAGACCUCAAAAAACUCAAGGAAGUGUAUACAACUUUAUUGUCUUCCAUGGAGAAAAAAUUCCUGAAAAAGGAGGCUAGGCAUAUUCAGAUGAUGUUAGAUUCUGGUUUGACCAUGAACCAGCAGCAUCACUCAUCUCUGUGGGAGUGCAGUGGUCAAUUAUUUGGAGGUCCUGUUAGAAGUGUUGAUGUGCAUGGAGUAUGGGAGGAUGCCAGACAGGCUCUAAAAGAAUUUAAAGAUCAUACAGAUGUCAACAGACCUAUGAUUUGCAUGGACCAAGGUGGUGGACUAAGCCUAAAGCAGGAAAUGGCAUUUGACUUUGGAAGGACAGUCAAGGAGCAGUACCAGCCACCACCAACCACAUGGAAUACAUGGAGUGAUCCCUUACAACUCCACACAGUCAUGAAUGGUAAUGGAUGUCUUGGAGAAGACUGUACAAUAGUUUAUUCACAAGACCCAAGGAAAGGAAAGCAAGAGGAUGAUUGUGUCAUGAACAUGGGGGAGAGAGUGGAGCAAAAUGAAAAGCAAGGAACAGGCUUCACUAUGUUUUCUGAUGAAUUCAGCAGUACAUCAUGGACACAUCUGUUAUAUGAGGACAAAAAUCAUGGUGAAUUUAAAACUGAUGCACAGAUGUUGAAGACUAAUAUAUCAGGCACCAAAUUUUGUGGAUUUUGCAGACGUAAUGGAGCAACUUUAAAGAAAUUCUUGAACCAUCCCCUCAGAAAUGAUGUUGGGAAACUUGUGUGCCCAGUGCUAAGAAGUUAUACCUGCCCUAAUUGUGGAGCCACAGGUGAUGCAGCUCACACAGUCUCAUAUUGCCCCAGCAAGAAGCAGCCUCACAAUUCUCAACCCUUGGCUGUCAAACUGAAGAACACAAUGCGAAAUGCCUCAUCCGUUCGACGAUUUAACCACUAACACAGUAGCUGUCUUGUGAUUUUUGUUUGGUUUACUUUUAUAACAAAUUCACUUUCAAAGUUAUUAGUAGUCUUUGAUAGAAGACUAGAAUUAUGGCAGUGGUAAUGUUCAUAGAAUAUGUUUACUAAAGCUUUUGAUGUGUAUUACCCUGAUUUGCUAUGUAAUUAAUUAAUUGUUUCUUUUAUGCUUCUAUUCCAAAGAAAUUUCACAAGUUGAUUUUAAGUUCAAGCAAUUGUUUAAAUCCCAAAGAAAAGUUCUUAGUUUAAAAAAACCCAUCACUGCCAGGUAACAGAAAUCCAAGUGUGAUAAACUCUGGUGAUUUCUAGCAACAGCCAGACACUGGACAAGGUAAAAGAACUAAGUAGCCCACAAAAUGAUUAUCUUUGUUGCAUUUGUAAAGUAAUGUUUAAAGUUAACAAAAUGGCUUUUCAACUAUUAAUAAAUAACUAGCCUUUUAUUUUUUAUUUUGUUUUACCUCAAUUGGUUAAUGUAUAUGAAUACUGCCCCACUCUUUUGCAAGUCAGAAAUUAACAUUUUAUGAGAACAUACUCACUAGGAAAAAAACUUCCAAAAGCACAUUUACUAAUUCCUGAUUAUAAAUAAAGAACUGGUCUAUAAAUGAAAAAACACAAUAAAUUUGAAGACUUUACUGGUUAAAAUAAGUGGUGAAACAUACAGAAAGUUGGUCAUGCUUUUUAUGCACUAAACAAAAUAUAGAGAACUGUUACAAAACUGAAUGCUUCACUACAUCUAAACAAACAUGUAGGCCUUUUAUUACAAGCCUAAUCACAUAAAAAUUAAUACAUUUAAAUCAAAGUUCAUGUUCUUUGAUCUCUCUCUACAUCCAAGUAGGGGGGGGGGGGGGAUCAUAACUUUACACUGCCAAAUAAUUGGGCU